UAAAUAAUCUAUUGCGUUUUUUCCUUGAUAAAUGAUACGAUGAUAAUUCUUCCCACAAUGUUAGCCGCGUUUUCCCCCGAACUACUAAGAAGUGGUCUACGUCACAAUGUGCAUGAGUUAAACUCCAACUGUCCAUAAUACCCCAAGUACACCUCUAAAAUUCCGUUGUUUCGAACUGGCUUUCAAUACCGAGGAAGAAAAAGAGGGAAUUAUUUCCCUACGAUGAACAAUACGGUGGAAGAAGGAUCUGGGGAGCAUGAAAAAGGGGAAAAAUAUGAAAAAUAUAACAUCGUGGAGCUAUGACAUAUGGUCAGAAUUCUGUGAGAGCUUUAAAUACUAAAUGAUGUGAGGGAACAAUUCACCAUGUCUAUUCACAUCAUUCUUUUACUCGCAAUCGAAGAGUCACCACCAAUGGCACUGUUAAAAGAGAAUUUUCUUUCACUGCACUAUUUCGGUAUAUGGCCGUCAGUUGAUUGGCGACCUAGAACUUGGAAACCCAUCGUUUACUCGCUUUACACCUGUUACAUAAUUUUCAGCAUCUAUUGGUUUACAAUUUCCGGAUCUGUUUAUUUACUUCUCAUAAGUGAUGAUAUUGAGGAUUUUUCUGACACAUCAUUCAUGUUAUUAUCAAUGCUGGCCAUAUGCGCUAAAGUGAUUAUUGCUAUUUCGAAGAGAUCAGAGAUUAUCGAUGUUCUUACGGCGUUAGAAAAUCAUCCCCAUAAACCGGUGAAUCUGGAAACCCAGUUGUUACAGGAUAGAGCGGAUGGGCGGAUCAGGUUUUAUACAAUUGGUUACGGUGGAAUCACAGAGGUUACGGUAUGUUACGGAACCAUCGCUCCGUUCUUCCAGAACAUACCUUAUGGAUUCCUUCCAUACAAAGCAUGGACUCCUUAUAAUUACUCAAGCCCAGCCAUAUACUGGUGCACCUAUUGUCAGCAGCUAAUCAGUGUUUUUUUCGCUGCAAAUCUCAAUAUCGGGUUUGAUACCAUCAUUUUUGGUAUUCUCAUACAAAUAUGCACUCAAUUUAACAUGUUGAAGUGCCGAUUAAGGAUGAUGAUUGAGGAAUUUGAUGCGAAGCAGAUUAUGAUGAAGAGCGUUGGUGAUCCGAUGAUACUGCGAACUUAUGAAAAAUACAUGAGCGAUUAUAUCAAAUAUCAUAUCGCAAUAUUUAGAAUAUCAGAAAAAAUAAAUUCUCUUUUCAACAGCAUUAUUUUCGUCCAAUACUCUGCUUCCGUCAUAAUUAUAUGCGUCAGCGUCUUGCUGGCAUCACAAAUGCCCGUGUCCUCACCGAAAUUCAUGACUGUUGCCAUGUAUGUAGCAUGUAUGUUACUUCAAAUUUUCAUGUUCUGCGCAGCUGGAAAUGAAGCUACACUAGAAUGCGAAAGCUUAAUAACUGCAAUCUACAAUACCAAGUGGUAUCUGCUAACCCCUUCCAUGAAAAAAUGUUUGGGCCUCAUGAUGCUCCGUACGCUGAGGCCAAUUAUCUUUGUGAGCAAUCAUAUCGUCGUUCUAUCGCUGGAAUCUUUUUGCAUUGUGCGCUUAUCACUACUUAGAAACGAUAAUUACUUUUACAAAUCAACCAAACCACGUCAGCUACUGUUAUCCCAUUCCUACAACUCCAACCAAGGGAUUGACAUGGCUCUACUACGGGAAAGCUUUUUAUCCCUCCAGUACUGCGGCAUUUGGCCGCCACUUCAUUUGGACUCUGGGAGCUGGCAGUAUCGGGCUUAUUUCCUGUACACGAUUUACGUUGGGGCUGUUAUGUAUUGGUUCACAUUAUCAGAACUGAUUAAUUUACUUUUUACUCCAGACGACGUUCAGGAUUUUUCUGAUAACUGUUUCAUGUUGCUAACAACAGCAGCAGUGUGUGCAAAAAUCUUCAUAAUUUUGAAGAAACGAUCGGAGAUUAGAGAUGUUCCUGUAGCUCUUGAGAGCUAUCCGCAUAAGCCGAUGAAUGUAGAAGAACAGAAGAUUCAGGAUGAGUAUGAUGGACACGUCAGAUUUCUUACCCUCUUUUAUGGUGUGGCUACAGAAAUAACCGUAUGGGGUAUGACAAUCUUCACAUUCUUUCAAGAGAUACCUUUUGGAGUUCUGCCUUACAAGGCCUGGAUACCCUACGAUUACUCGGAGCCUAGUGUGUACUGGUUCACUUAUUAUCAACAAUUACUGAGUGUUCUCUUUGCUGCUCAUCUCAACAUUGGCUUUGACACAAUUUUUCCGGGAUUUAUGCUGCAGAUUUGCGCCCAGUUCAAUAUUUUGAAAUGCAGAUUACAUCGAAUUGUUAAUCACUUCGAUGAUGUUCAAUGUUUGAAGGGAAAAUCUAGUGACACUUUGGAACUUUAUGAGAAUCAUCUCAUCGACUGCAUCAAGUAUCAUCGUGAUAUAUUUGAACUGGCGGAUAAAAUUAAUUCUAUCUUCACGAGCAUUAUCUUUGUUCAAUACUCUGCGAGUUUGAUAAUUAUAUGCGUCAGUGUACUGCUUAUUUCGCAAAUGCCAGUAUUUUCGCCAAAAUUUUUUGCACUCUUCCUGUAUCUCUCGUGCAUGCUCUUGCAGAUCUUCAUGUUUUGUGCUACUGGAAAUGAGGCCACGGUGCAAUGUCAGGGUAUGAUAAAUGCUAUUAGUGGCACAAAAUGGUACUUUUUGAGAAGUCAUAUCCAGAAAUACCUCGUUCUCAUGAUGGUCCGAACAUUAAGACCUGUUAGGUUUGUCAGUGGAUACAUCAUGGUUCUCUCCCUGGAUUCUUUCUGCGUUCUUGUCAAAAUGUCUUACUCCACCUAUACAGUACUCCAAAGAUCUUCGAGUUGAUUAUCUCCAAAAUACUGAAGCAUGAAAAUACUGUAUCAAUACUACUUUGUUUAUGAAGUCGAAACGUUUUAGAAAUGAGAUUGAAAACUUGUGCAACGAACGCCCGAGCGAUACAUAUUUCUCCCUCUUACCUAGAAAUAGCCAUCGAUACCUUAUUUUCAAUUCCCCCCUCGUUCAAACGAAAUACUUUCCCCUGUCGAUGUAUCCAGAGGUAAUUGUCCCUUUCGUGGAUCAGCUAAAAUGAAUAAAUGAUAAAGUA
Molecule: messenger RNA, 3064 nt
Organism: Diachasmimorpha longicaudata
Lineage: Eukaryota; Metazoa; Arthropoda; Insecta; Hymenoptera; Braconidae
Exons: 9
Coding region: 364-2805 (813 amino acids)
Biological process (GO): detection of chemical stimulus involved in sensory perception of smell; sensory perception of smell
Cellular component (GO): plasma membrane
Molecular function (GO): olfactory receptor activity; odorant binding
Source: RefSeq, a predicted model, not a curated record